AUGCUAUCUCGAGGAGGUCGCGACAAUGAGAGCGAUCAACAUAAUAGACGUUUUGAGUCGAACGACGUCACCUCUCAACGACCGUUCCCUUCUACACGAUUGAUACCAUUUCUGAAAAGGGUAGAGUACGAUUCAAGAACACCUCCGGUGUUGUUUGUCGGUGACAAAGUGAUCGUGAAGAUUGGGCUCCAAAUCCAGGCGAUGAGCAAUUUCGAGUUGUCCACAAUGGACUACGAUGUCGAUACGUGGCUCCGUAUGGCUUGGUACGAUCCCCGCCUGAGACAUGGAUCCAGCCGUCCAAUUCUCGUCAACGAAUUCACGUUUCUGAAAAAAAUCUGGAGGCCUGAUCCGAUUUUUACAAACGCGAAGUCGGCCACAUUUCACAAGUAUUUCGAGCAAAUCGCGGCCUCCUUGGCCGGAGAAAAGAUUGAGAAGAGCCAUUAUUUAGUUUACUUAGCCAAUGUUUAUGUGAUGAUCGACUUUGAAAGAAAUGUCACCUACCUCAAUUUUUACAUGCUUAUAUUCCCUGGAGGAGAGGUAUUUUUAGAUUUUCGGGUUUAUUUGAAACCGACAGCAGCCGAAGUGAUUCUCUGUAAAUAUCCUCACGAUAAUCCUGCAUGCUCGUUGAAGAUCACUUCGCUUGGAUUCACUUCCGAUGCAGUGGAAUUCGAAUGGUUCUCCAAACCGUCUGACGCUAUUCAACUGAAUCGAGAUCUUGAAAUACCGGAACUGUCCCUGAUCGAUGUGAAGGCUGAGACCUGUGACGGUUCCCGCAAAUCAGCUGUUGCUGUCUUCGAACUGUCUCAUAUUACUCCUAGGUAA
Molecule: messenger RNA, 822 nt
Organism: Haemonchus placei
Lineage: Eukaryota; Metazoa; Nematoda; Chromadorea; Rhabditida; Trichostrongylidae
Source: the annotation of a GenBank genome assembly